UUUGUCGCUCUUUUUGUUUCUCUUUUUGUUAGAAGAAAUGAUGAUCUAUGGAAGCCUAUCGUGACGAUGGAGGAGUACAAAGCGAAAUCGAAGCUGAGCGAGAGCUCAACCUCCACGGUUUGGCUAGCGAAGCACAUGCUAACCGGAGAAGAAGCGGUGAUGAAGUGUUUCGAUCUCUCGAAGCUCAAUCACAAUCUCAGAAUCUGUUUGGAAAACGAGCUCGAUUUUCUAUCCUCCGUCGAUCAUCCCAACAUCAUCCGCCUCCUCCACGUUCUCCAGGAGAAGGAUUUACUCAUCAUGAUUCUGGAGUAUUGUGACGGUGGAACUCUAUCUUCAUACAUUAAGCGUCACGGGAGAGUUCAAGAACAUAUCGCCAGAAGAUUCAUGAAGCAAAUCGGAGCUGGUUUAGAAAUCAUUCAUGAUAAUCACAUCAUCCAUAGGGAUCUUAAACCAGAGAAUAUUUUACUAGCUGGAGCAGGCGAUGAAUCGGUGUUGAAGAUAGCUGAUUUUAGUCUUUCAAGAAAGCUGCUCCCGGGAAAGUAUCUAGAGACAGUGUGUGGUUCUCCGUUUUACAUGGCACCUGAAGUUCUUCAGUUUCAGAGAUACAAUGAAAAGGCUGAUAUGUGGAGCGUAGGAGCAAUUCUAUUCGAGCUGCUUCAUGGCUAUCCACCUUUCAGUGGUAGGAACAAUGUUCAGGUGUUAAGGAACAUCAAAUCUAGUUUAUCUUGUCCUUUCUCUCGGUCGAUUGUUCAGCAGUUGCAUCCAGAUUGCAUCGACGUAUGCUCAAGGCUGCUCUCUACUAACCCAGUUACGCGGCUCUCGUUUGAUGAAUUCUACAAACACAAGUUCUUAAGUAUCUGAUGAUGUUCAUGCGGUAAAAAGGAAGAUGAAGCCUUUUGUAAAGUGUGUCAAUGUUUCUAGAAUCCUUGUAUAGAAUUUGUGACUUUUCUUGGUUUUUGGCUCUCACAUAGUUUGAUGAUGUAAUGCUUAAUGAAAUGAUUAGGUUUUAUCCUUGUGGUAAAUAUCUCCGGAAUAGGGUAAAAAUUAAGGCUUCUUUGAUGA
Messenger RNA from Brassica oleracea var. oleracea, 1062 nucleotides. RefSeq names its product serine/threonine-protein kinase ULK3. The record is from RefSeq and is a predicted model, not a curated record. Gene Ontology annotation, biological process: autophagosome organization; protein autophosphorylation; autophagy. Gene Ontology annotation, cellular component: autophagosome; cytoplasm. NCBI's taxonomy places the organism in Eukaryota, Viridiplantae, Streptophyta, Magnoliopsida, Brassicales, Brassicaceae. The coding region runs from base 67 to 861 and encodes 264 amino acids. The transcript has 7 exons. Gene Ontology annotation, molecular function: protein serine/threonine kinase activity; ATP binding.